This is a messenger RNA of Triticum dicoccoides, 1186 nucleotides long. Its product is annotated as DAR GTPase 2, mitochondrial-like. Gene Ontology annotation, cellular component: mitochondrion. Gene Ontology annotation, molecular function: GTPase activity; GTP binding. Lineage: Eukaryota; Viridiplantae; Streptophyta; Magnoliopsida; Poales; Poaceae. The record is from RefSeq and is a predicted model, not a curated record. Gene Ontology annotation, biological process: mitochondrial translation. The transcript has 8 exons. Bases 24 to 1145 code for a protein of 373 amino acids.
UCCCGCCUGGUCCGGCGUCUGCAAUGGCAAGAGCAGCGGCGGCGGAGGCCUUCUCGCAGCGCCUGGGCGCGGCCGUGCGCGGCCUCUCCGGCGCCUGGUACAGCCGUCAUAUGGCCGCCGCCGACCGCGCCAUCCGCGCCCGACUCCCCCUUGUUGACCUCGUCCUCGAGGUCCGCGACGCCCGCGUACCCGCCACCUCAGCGUUUGAGCUUCUCCACCGCCGCUCCCCGUGGGAGCCCGAUGUGCGUCGGCUCGUCGCGCUCAACAAGGCCGACCUGGCUGAUCCGUCCGAAACCGAGAAGUGGGUGGCGUUCAUGAAGCAAAGGGGCUGCUCGUGCAUCGCGGUCAAUUCACACAGCAGGGAAAGCAUCAAUGAGCUGUUGAAUGCUGUGCGUGGGAGGAUCAGGGAGAUCAAGCUUGGGGUGAGCGACUGCACAGGGACUGUUCUCUUGGUCGGUAUCCCUAAUGUUGGCAAGUCGGCCAUCAUCAAUACGAUGCAUCAAAUUGGAAGGAUUGGGGCAGCAGAGAAGGGAAAGCUCAAGCAUGCGAUUGUCAGCAGCCAUCCCGGAGAAACCAGAGAUAUAAGUGGCUACAAGGUUGCCAGUCAUCCAAAUAUAUAUGUGUUAGACACUCCUGGUGUUCUAUCUCCUAUAUUUGCGAAUGAUGAAUCUGGUCCCAGGCUAGUUUUGACAGGAGCAAUUAAGGAUUCCUUGUUAGAGGAGUAUGAGAUUGCACAAUUCCUUCUUACAGUUUUUAACUUAAGGACGGAAUGCAGUGAGUGGGAGAACCUGAAUCUAGACGGAGAUAAAUCUUCUUUUGCUGAUGCAAUUCCCACCAGGAGUUGCCAUACUAAAAGGCAGUAUUCCUCAGAUCAUACCCAGGAUUUUAUCGUUAGAGCCGUUCGUCAAGCGCUUUCCGAGACCAUAGCAUCUUUUCAGGGAGAUUUAGGAAAUGAGAAUGAUUUAAGAAGAUUGGUAGAAAUCCAGUUUACACACUUGCAGAAAGCUUUCAGGAUUUCUGCUGAAACAAUUGAGGAUAGGAAUAAACUUGUCGCUGUCAAAUUACUCAAUCUCUAUCGCACAGGAAGGCUUGGCCAUUAUACCUUGGACCAUGUUACAGAUGUUAGGCAGGAAGUAGCUGCAUAAUCAUCCAAUGUGAAACACGGGUCAGAGAAGGAUAUAUGUGG